Molecule: messenger RNA, 3009 nt
Organism: Dreissena polymorpha
Lineage: Eukaryota; Metazoa; Mollusca; Bivalvia; Myida; Dreissenidae
Product: myeloperoxidase-like
Exons: 8
Coding region: 501-1754 (417 amino acids)
Biological process (GO): response to oxidative stress
Molecular function (GO): heme binding; peroxidase activity
Source: RefSeq, a predicted model, not a curated record
UAAACAUGAGUGUGUUUGUAAUUGUGGCUUACAGUCAUAAACACGCGAAUGGCACGAGUGAAAUCGACAUUAUAGAUUAUGAAUUCCUCGUACAACUGAUCGAUUUACAAUUUUCUUUUUGAAUAUGGUUAAUAAGUAUUUUGAUAUUGCAUUUAGUCUUUUGAUUAAUAUAACAUCAAACAUUAAAAAAACAAUCGUGUAAUAUCAAGUAAUAUUCUCCAACAAAAAACAAAAAAAACACGCAUCAAAUUGCAACUCUGAGUCUGUGGGUACAUGUGCUUGUUUGACAUCCUAACUUGCUAAUCUGCUAUCGUCCAAUGUUCGUUGUAUUGCCGUCAUCCUUACAUAAUAAAGUAGGCUUGUGUUGAUGUUUAGUAUUCUACGGUAAAACGCUGCAACGUCAGCAAACAAAUGAGCUAACGUCAUUUGUCGACGCUUCAAACGUCUACGGCUCUUCAGACCAGCUUCUGAAGUCAUUGCGAAACGGAACUACAGCGUUUAUGAAGGUCACACAGGGCGCAGAUGGGCCCCGCCUUCCUGACGGUGAUGACAGGAGGUGCCGUUCUGACCAAGCAAACGGGAAACACUGUAGUCUCGCAGGUGAUGCACGUGUAAACGUUAUUCCGUCAUUAACAUCAUAUCACAACUUGUUUGUGCUUGAACACAAUCGCCUUGCGACAAGACUGAGCCGAUUUUUUGCGGAUGACGAGGAAGCUUUUCAGCAGACGAGAAAGCUCUUGAUCGGAAUAAUGCAGAAGAUUGUUUACGACGAAUUUCUUCCAUCGUUCCUUUCACCGAAAGCGAUGAAGAAGUAUAAACUUGACAGUUCGAAUAAGUACAAAUACGACUCAAAGCUUGAUCCCACCAUUGCCAACGCUUUUGGAAUAGCGUUUCGAAUGGGACACUCUUGGAUUCCCACGUUCAUGUCGGUCUACACAAAUAACUUCGAUCCAUUCCGCAAGCAAUUUCUCAACGAAACCUUCUUGGACCCCAACAUGACCUACAUUGAGUCUGUGAAUGGGGGCCCAUCUGGGAUGCAGGGGCUGUCAUACGCGUUAUCAGCUCUUGAGUCAUCCACUACUGACAGAAUCAUCGAAGACGUUGUCCGUAACAGUCUGUUCGUAAACACCAUCAAAGAUAUUUCCUUUGAUCUGGCAUCCCUGAACAUCCAGAGGGGUCGAGACCACGGACUCCCCUCCUACAAUGAGUUUCGAAAAGUGUGCGGACUGUCGGACGUGAGGUCAUGGGGCACCUCAGCGGGUCACAGAGGCCUUGUUGAUCACACUCAGGAGGCAAUCACAAAGCUUAAAGAUGCCGGUUACAGUUCACCCAAAGACAUUGACCUUUACCCCGGGGCACUGAGUGAGAAGCCCGUCUCUGGUGGAACCCUGGGUCCGACAAUGGAGUGUAUCAUAGGAGACCAGUUCCGGAGACUCAAGUUCGGAGAUAGAUUCUUCUAUCAAAACGAGAAAACUGGCUUUAACAAAGCACAACAGGCCGCCAUUCAGAAAUACAGCCUGGCCUCCCUGCUAUGUAAAAACUACAACUUUAAGAAAGUCAACUUUCCGAACGUCUUCAAACUCGCUGAUCCGAUCAAAAGCUGCCAGACAAUCGACGAUAUCGACUUGAAGCCUUUUGGCUCUUCUUCCAAUGGCGGCUCUACUAGUUGGGGCUAUAAGUUGCGCAACCUUUUCCAGCGCAACGAAAUAAUUGAGAAAAGCAGUGAGACACUAGAGGAGUAUCAUCAAAAAUGAUUGUACACAUGUGUUGCUUUAUAUAUACAUUUUCUUUAUAAAUGGACUUACGAUUGUGUUGUACAUUUAAAUAGACAAUUUAGCAAGUGUUGUUAUGUCGACGUGUUAAGCAUCAUACGUUUUUGUAAUACGUUAUAUUGACAUAUAAGAUGCAGAAACAAAAAUCAUGGUUAACGCACAUGUAUUUGUUCAAACCUCGUUUACCAGAAAUGUAAAGAGGAAAACUGCAAAAGACAAGGGACCAAAAGUUUUUUAACUCGUUUACAUUUAGAUUAUCAAUAAUGCAAGUAUCAUUUUAACACUGGGGUUUGUAAUCAAAGACUAUCUUGAGUAAAUUUAUAAGAUGCACCAUGGUUAAGUUGCGAAAAGUGUGCAGAUGAUAAACGAUUUGAUAAGACAAGUCUUAGAUCUUCUGAGCUUAAUGUGUCUUGAAACUGCUUUAAUAAUUCCUGGUAAAAAUACAAACUUGGAAGUUAUAUACUUUGAACAUAUCUGCAUUACUAUGAAAAUAUUGACAGUUCGGCGUUUUGAAUAAUAUUGUCAACACAAUUAACGACUUCUCUAACCAUAAUUUAAAAUCGAAGCUUAUGUUAACAAAUUGUUAUAUCUGGUUCAUAGAAUAAUGGAACAUGAAACAUAGCCUCGGUUUCAUAUACUGCUUUCUACAUAAGUAUAAAAGUAAAUGCUCAUAUAUGAAUGUUUCUCCAGCAAAUAAUGUGUGCGGACAAUUAUUAAAACACAUUUUGUAGCGCCAAUGGCUAUUUAAAAACACUAAUAAGAGUAUAUCAUUAUUAUACUAUACGAUAUAUAUACGAAGUUUUAAUAUUACGUGUUAUUUUGUUCAAUGUAUUUUGUAACAAGUCUUUUCUACUUUAUUUUAUUUGCUUACGUUUUUUAUAUUGACUUCAUUAUGUUUAUUUAUCAUAGGUUGCCCAUACAUCUGCUAAUUGUUAUGUUAUAGUUACUAAAUGUAGCAUCCUGGUGUAUCAAUGUGUGCUUUACGUUAAGGCAAGGUAUCUUUUGUUACUGCUUGUUAGGGCAUGUUAGUUGGAUAUUGUGCAUCAAUUAAGCUGUUUUUUAAGCACUCAAGAUAGCUCCUACGUACGUUGAUGAACAAUCGAAGUUAAGAACAUCAUUUUCUUUUAGUUGAUAUUCUAAUAAUUAGAAAUAUUUAUAUAUACUUCCAGAUAAACUCUAUAGCAUGGCUUUUAUGUACGUAUUAACCCGUAUUAAAUAAAUGCAUACAUGAAAAAAA